GGGAGUCUGCGAUGGUUCUUCUGCCGUCACUUACACUGCAGAAACGAAAAAACUAAUAAAUACAUUUGAAAAUUCUGCUGUGCUUUGGCGCUUAUAAAAAGGACAGAGUUUCAAUGGAAUCAACUACCAGUGCUCUCGCUCACCUCCACAGAACUCCUCCUCUUAUUUCUAGGGUUUUGAGAUCGCCAUUGAAUCUGCAGAAGAAGCCCAGCUCCUUCAAGCAUUCCAUUCUCUUCCCGUCUUAUCAGCUUCGAUUCUUCAGAAGGGAGAGGUAUAGAAAAAUUUUGAACGGUGAAAGGUUAGGAGCUAAAAUGGCUGAAUAUGGAGGGGAGGUCACUGCAGAGGCCACUUCUGUAAAUAUGGUUUUCGAACCUAUCCUCGAGGAGGGGGUUUUCCGGUUUGAUUGUUCUGGAAAUGAUAGGGAUGCAGCAUAUCCGAGUCUUUCUUUUGUAGAUCGUAAAGUGAGGGACAUGGCAAUUGCUAUUCACAAGGUUCCUGAGUAUGUUCCAACUUUUGAGCGACUGCAUGGGCAACAAAUUGUUUGCAUUGAGCUUCCUACCGGUACUUCUUUGUACGGAACAGGUGAAGUCAGUGGACAGCUUGAGCGAACUGGAAAGAGAAUAUUUACCUGGAACACAGACGCCUGGGGUUAUGGUUCAGGUACUACCUCGUUGUACCAGUCACAUCCUUGGGUCCUAGCUGUUCUUCCAAAUGGAGAAGCCUAUGGGGUUCUUGCUGACACAACUCGACAUUGCGAGGUUGACCUGCGGAAGGAAUCGACAAUAAAGUUUAAAUCUGCAGCUGCCUAUCCAGUCAUUACUUUUGGUCCUUUUGCUUCACCGACAGCAGUCCUGAUAUCCCUGUCUCAUGCAAUUGGGUCGGUAUUUAUGCCUCCAAAAUGGUCUCUAGGCUAUCAUCAAUGUCGUUGGAGCUAUGAUUCAGAUGCAAGAGUUCUUAAGGUUGCCAGAACAUUUCGAGAGAAGGGGAUACCUUGUGAUGUCAUAUGGAUGGACAUUGACUACAUGGAUGGUUUUCGCUGUUUUACUUUUGACAAUGAGCGUUUCUCUGAUCCAAAAUCUUUGGUGAAUGACCUUCAUAUUAAUGGUUUCAAAGCAAUCUGGAUGCUUGAUCCUGGAAUCAAACGUGAAGACGGUUACUUUGUUUAUGAUACUGGUUCUGAAAGUGAUGUCUGGAUUAAAACAUCAGAUGGAAAACCUUUUGUUGGGGAUGUAUGGCCUGGGCCUUGUGUUUUUCCUGAUUUUACACAAGAGAAAACCCGUCUGUGGUGGGCUAAGUUAGUCAAGGACUUCGUUUCUAAUGGUGUCGAUGGCAUAUGGAAUGAUAUGAACGAACCUGCUGUUUUCAAGACUACAACAAAAACAAUGCCAAACAGCAAUAUCCACAAUGGAGAUACUGAAGUUGGUGGUUGUCAGAAUCACUCUUAUUAUCACAAUGUCUACGGCAUGCUUAUGGCAAGGUCUACAUUUGAAGGAAUGAAAAUGGCUGCUGGUAAGAAACGCCCCUUUGUUCUCACUAGAGCUGGGUUUAUAGGUAGCCAGAGGUAUGCUGCAACAUGGACUGGAGAUAACCUAUCAAAUUGGGAGCAUCUACACAUGAGUAUAUCCAUGGUGCUUCAAUUGGGACUCAGUGGUCAGCCAUUAUCUGGACCGGACAUUGGUGGGUUUGCUGGAAAUGCAUCACCUAAGCUUUUUGGAAGAUGGAUGGCAGUGGGUGCUAUGUUUCCUUUUUGCCGUGGGCAUUCUGAAACUGGUACCAUUGACCAUGAGCCAUGGUCUUUUGGUGAAGAGUGCGAAGAAGUAUGCCGUUUGGCAUUGUUGCGACGCUACCGACUUAUACCACACAUAUAUACUCUUUUCUAUAUGGCUCACACCAAGGGUACACCUGUUGCAGCUCCUACUUUUUUUGCUGAUCCAAAAGAUCCUAGUUUGAGGAGAGUUGAAAAUUCAUUCCUUUUGGGGCCACUCCUUGUAUGUGCAAGCACUGUUUGUGAUAAAGGAUCAUAUCAAUUGCAGCAUAAGUUGCCCGGUGGCAUCUGGUUGCGUUUUGAUUUCGGCGACACACAUCCUGAUUUACCAACACUAUAUUUGCGAGGUGGAUCGAUAAUUCCUGUGGGUUGUCCUAUUCAGCAUGUUGGGGGAGCAAAUGCAACUGAUGACUUGUCGCUCUUUGUCGCGUUAGAUGAAUAUGGUAAAGCAGAAGGUGUUCUCUUCGAGGAUGAGGGUGAUGGAUAUGAAUUUAAUCAAGGGGGAUACCUCUUGACCUAUUAUGCAGCUGAAGUUCAAUCUUCAGUUGUUACGGUAAAGGUUUCCAAAACUGAAGGAUCAUGGAAGAGGCCAACACGUGGUCUACAUGUUCAUUUAUUGCUUGGAGGAGGUGCCAAGCUUGUUGCCUCGGGCACUGAUGGAGAGGAGCUGAAGAUUAAAAUGCCUUCUGAAGCUGAGGUGUCUAACUUAGUAACGACAAAUGAGAAUCAGUACAUAACACUUUUAGAAACUGCCAAGGGUAUCCCAGACAUAGAAGAGCUUCCAGGACAAAAAGGAGUAGAACUCUCAAAGACUCCUGUUGAACUGAAGAAUGGUGAUUGGUUUCUUAAAGUGGUGCCUUGGAUUGGGGGUCGAAUGAUCUCCAUGAUGCAUCUCCCUUCUGGGACUCAAUGGCUUCACUCCAGGGUUGAAAUUAAUGGUUAUGAAGAAUACAGUGGAGUUGAAUACCGAUCUGCUGGAUGCACCGAGGAGUAUACAGUGAUUGGGCGGAAUCUUGAGCAAUCAGGAGAGGAGUCUCUUACCUUAGAAGGAGAUAUUAGCGGCGGAUUAGUAUUUCAGCGCCAGAUAUCUAUUCCAAGAGAGAAUCCCAAGGUUCUCCAGAUCAAUUCUGGCAUUAUAUCUCGCAGUGUUGGUGCUGGUUCAGGUGGAUUUUCAAGGUUGGUUUGUUUGCGAGUGCACCCAACGUUCGAUCUUUUGCACCCGACGGAAGUUUUUGUUGCAUUCGUUUCAAUCAAUGGGACUAAGCAUGAGAUUUGGCCUGAAUCAUGCGAGCUAUAUUUUGAGGAGGAUCUCCGGCCUAAUGGGGAAUGGAUGCUGGUUGACAAGUGUGCAGGCUUGAGUUUGGUUAAUCGCUUCAACAUUGAUGAGGUUGAGAAGUGCAUGAUCCACUGGGGGACAGGAACGGUUAACUUGGAGCUGUUUUCCAAAGAGCGGCCCGUUUCAAAAGAGACUCCCCUGACACUGUCUCAUGGAUAUGAGGUGAAGCCAAUCUCAUAGAGUCAUGGUUUUGGAGAUGUGUAAGGAGGUUUUGAUUUCUCUAUUUGGAAAUAUGAGCCUUACGAAGGGACAGGAUUUGUAUCACACUCUCGGAAAUAAAAGCGACUGCUCAGGGCUGUAGCUCAAUGGUGGAUGGGGCAUUUGUUGCUGGAAAAGUUCACUCCCGGCCUGAAAAGUAAAUGUUGAAAUUCUUGGCUAUAAAGGUAAGGGCAUAUUUAGGGUUUAA
Magnolia sinica is the source of this 3507-nucleotide messenger RNA. RefSeq lists its product as uncharacterized. The transcript is spliced from 23 exons. Bases 114 to 3281 code for a protein of 1055 amino acids. The record is from RefSeq and is a predicted model, not a curated record. Lineage: Eukaryota; Viridiplantae; Streptophyta; Magnoliopsida; Magnoliales; Magnoliaceae. Gene Ontology annotation, molecular function: hydrolase activity, hydrolyzing O-glycosyl compounds; carbohydrate binding. Gene Ontology annotation, biological process: carbohydrate metabolic process.